Molecule: messenger RNA, 792 nt
Organism: Prunus armeniaca (apricot)
Lineage: Eukaryota; Viridiplantae; Streptophyta; Magnoliopsida; Rosales; Rosaceae
Source: the annotation of a GenBank genome assembly
AUGACUAAUCUUGGUUUGCUUCACAAUUUCUUGGGGUUAGGAGUGAUACAAACCGAGUCUUACAUUUUCUUGCACCAAAAGAAAUAUGCUAAGACAUUGCUAGACAAAUUCGGCUUCAUGGACUGUAAAGCUGUAGCUACUCCUCUUGCAAUGAAUGAAAAGCUAUCCAAGGAAAAUGGGAGUGAACAAGCUGAUGAAGCGAUCUAUAGGCAGAUAGUUGGAAGCUUGUUGUACUUGACUGCAACAAGGCCAAACAUCAUGCUUGCAGCAACAUAUGAGAAAGGAAAAGAAGCAAGGCUCAUUGGCUACUGUGACAGUGAUUGGUCAGGGAGUGAGGAUGACAUGAGAAGUACCUCUGGAUGUGCAUUUAAUCUUGGAUCAGGUGUGUUUUCUUGGGCUUCAGUCAAGCAAAGUAGUGUAGCUUUGUCUACAGCAGAGGCAGAGUACAUUAGUGUAGCAGAAGCUACUGCACAAGCAAUCUGGUUGCGCUUUGUUCUCUCAUAUUUUGGGGAAGAACAGGUGGGUGCUACUACAAUUCUACGUGAUAAUACCUCUGCUAUUGCCAUAACCAAGAAUCCGGUGCAUCAUCAUACGACAAGGCAUAUAAACAUAAGGUUUCACUUCAUCCGAGAUGCUUUGCAAAAUGGAGAGAUUGAUUUCCUGUAUUGCAAAACUGAAGAGCAGACUGCAAACAUCUUUACUAAGGCUCUAGCAAGAGAUCAGUUUGAAUACCUGAGAAGAAAGCUUGGAGUGAUCUCAGCUAAACACUUAGAAGGGAGUGUUGAAAUAUAA